AGUACCCUCGUAGUUCCAAUUCCAUGGAAUCUUUUUCUCUUUGAACCCUCUUCUGGGUUCUGGGUUGCUAAGACCAGCUGCAAAAUCCUUAAUUUUUUGUCUCUCUGUCACGUCGUGCAAAAACCCUAAACCCUGGAAAUUUUUCAAAAUUGUUUGAAGUGAAAGUUUGGUAAUUGGGUUUCCCCAAACGAAAGUGUAAAAUCCGAUUCUUUAACCGGGAAAAUGGUGGAGGUGUGGUGGUCACUGAUAGGAGCAGCAGUACCUGCACUAGUUGCAGGUCAAGCAUGGAGGAUAAAGAAGAGACGUGGAGAAGAAGAGCGGAUUAAGAGUGCUCGAGGGAGAGAGAAGAGCUCUGAUGAAAUCUUUGUCUGUGAAAGAGUUUGCACUUCUAAAAGAAUGCUGAAGAAAGUUGGUGCUUUCUCUAAAGAUCCCAUUCCCGACACUUGUGUUACUGUCUGCGGCGUAUCUGAGCUUGACGCUUGCUCUGAUGCUUGUGCUCGAACCGUCUGCGUUAACCAGCAUCAAGUUGCUAAUUGGAAUGACAUUUGUCUCAGAAGAUGUCAAAGUGAAUGUCUUAAGCUCUCUUCUUCUUCUCGUUCUUCUUGAAUUUUGAACACUAUGAUUUGUUGUUGUUAACGUUACCUUUUGAAAUGGAAAUGGUAUUUGAGUCUGAAGUUUCAAAA
This is a messenger RNA of Capsella rubella, 683 nucleotides long. RefSeq lists its product as uncharacterized. The transcript has 3 exons. The record is from RefSeq and is a predicted model, not a curated record. NCBI's taxonomy places the organism in Eukaryota, Viridiplantae, Streptophyta, Magnoliopsida, Brassicales, Brassicaceae. Bases 223 to 606 code for a protein of 127 amino acids.